GCGUCGGCAAGGUGCAUCCUUCGCACGGCUGCCUUUACAUCCCCUUCGGCGGCCAGGAGGUGCGUAUCAACACCUACGAGGUCCUACCAGCAGCGGGACGUUUGGGUUUCGGCCUCGCCCGCCUACACUCCGCCUGGAGCUGUUGUCGCUGGCCAUGACUCUGACCGGACUCCCAUUUACGCCGGACGGGCCAUGCACGAGGGCGAGAUGCUCCCAGCCAAGGUGAUUCCGAGCAAGGGAUGCGCCUACGUCUGCUACGGAGGCUACGAGUUACAGAAGCCUACAUACGAGGUGCUCACCGGCUACGGAUACGUCUGGAUUCAUGUCCAACAUCACGGCAUUCCACCCAAUGCCGUUUCCACAGGUCGCGCCCGCAAUGGAGAUCCCAUCUACUUUGGCCGCGGUCACUAUCAGGGCAGCCUGACUCCGGGUCUGAUCUCGUCGCGCCAGCGCUGUCUCUACAUUCCGUACGGUGGCCGGGAGAUCCUUCGACUCGUACGAAGUGCUCUGCAGGCGGUGAAUGCGAAUCCCCGAACCUUUAAGUCUCGAACUACAUUUAGAAUUGAACAAAGUUUAAACCCUGUAACCCUGUAACCCUGUGUUCCUUAUCCAAUAAAAUCCCAUCUUUGCUAACCUAAAGAAACCCUGGUUACCCUUUUCCUUACCCUUAUCCUUGUCCCUUGAGGCGUCUCCUUUACCAACCCGUACUAACCCCGCCUUACUCUCCUCCGUUUCAGCCUGCAAAUGGGUGCAGUCCUCGGCCUACUCCUCCAUCCCUGAGGACGCUGUGGUGGGCGGCAACGGC
This is a messenger RNA of Drosophila miranda, 805 nucleotides long. RefSeq lists its product as uncharacterized. The transcript has a single exon. Lineage: Eukaryota; Metazoa; Arthropoda; Insecta; Diptera; Drosophilidae. The record is from RefSeq and is a predicted model, not a curated record. The annotation marks the transcript as partial.